AUGUUAGAUCUAGGCAGAGCUCUUCGACGUCGGGUCUCCAGAUCCAUCUCUUUACGGUAAAUCACAUUUCGAUGGUGGAUAAUAUAAUCUCGUUCAGAAAGCCUUCGUUCCGUCGUCCGAUGAGCAAGAAAGUGCCCAAUGUUCAGCCCCAGAUAGAAUCCGAUUCAGAUGCGCCGGACUUGGACGCGGAACGGCGGCGUCGGAACAUCAGAUUGUAUGUGUAUCGUCUGUACGAAGUGAGGAAGUAAGUUAAUGUCACGACAGCCGUGUCUGACUGUUAGUGUCAAACGACCCCAAAUUGGAUGUUGUUUACCUAUUAGGCAAGUGUUAGGCCAAGUUCGGGCCAAAACAACCAUCUGGCUGUAGUAUAUUAUAGUAGGUUUUAUCCUCUUAUCGUUGUUUUCUCUUCCAGUUGGCUGGCUGAAUGUCUGACCGAAGCGGAUGUGCCUUCUCCUAUCGAACUCGAAGAGGCCCUCAGGAGUGGAGUGUUGCUAGCUAAACUUGCCAAUUAUUUCGCGCCUGAUUUGGUGCCCUUGGAGAAGAUAUUCGACUUGGACCAGGUGCGUUUCUUAUUUUAGGUAUGUUUACAGUUUCAGAGUCGGCUCCGGGACGAGGGAUACAAUUAUCGUCACACUGACAACAUAAAUCUCUGGCGUCGGGCUUGUUUAUCGGUCAGAAUCAAAGAAGUAAGUGCAAUAUUGUUGUAGAUGAUGUAAUUGGGUUACAGAUUUUAGAUAACAUUUUUGAAAUGUAAUUUAUUGUGCAUUCGAUCGAAAAAUACAAUAUUACAACGAAAUAUCAAUUAUUUUUUACUUUAUUUUUUUAAAUAACUUUAUAAAAUUGUAGUAGUUUAUUUUAAUUCAAAAAAUUGGUUUUGUUACUUUAAGUUGAUGCUCAUUUUAGAUCGUUCUUUCUGACCCACUUGAUGUAUACGCUGGGCGUAACGUUAAGACGGUCUUGGCCUUGGUGACAUUGGCCAACCAACUAUACAGACUCAGAAAGUCACCACCAAUUCGCGAUCAGACAGGAAAUGUCAGUUUUACUGGUAAGUUUUCUUCUAUCAAUAAAUGCUUAUUGUUCGAAACGGCAUCAAAGUGCAACCUGGAAGUCUUACAAGGCACUAUUACUGUAACAUGAACUACGAAGUUUAAUUUGCUAUUGAUGGGUUUGAUUUACAGAAGAAACGUACAAUAUUGUUGGUUCAAAAGGUAUGUUCCUCAACGGAAACUUUGCUCUUGGCCCAACGACAGCUCAAGCCAUUGCUCUACCUGACUCUCCUACCGUGGAGAUGGUGUUGAAGGCUGUGAAGGACGCCAUUUUGGAAAAGGUAGACAAUUAUAAUAUAUUUUUGCUUAUUAUAAUUUAAAAAGUAGAUAACAAUCAUUUUACGAUAUUUUUUCAGAACUUAACGGCAUUUAAAAAGGCUUUGACAUCUACCACCUUCAUCGUCCAUGUUGACCAAGACUAUUUGGACGAGUAUUUUGGAGUUUUGGUGACAAAUUUUGAAAACAACAUUGAUGCUGUCACUUUGGAUGAAAUUCAAAGCAUUAUUGUCAGUAUCAACAGGACUAAUGGCCUCAGCAAGUUGUACGAAUUGUUGAAGACGAAGGAAGUGGACUUGAACGUGUUUGCUCAUAUUAUUUUAAGUUUGGACGUUUGUGACGGUCGGAUCCUGGAGGCGUACUUGACGGUUUACUUGGAUGAGUUGAGGAUUCUGUGGGAAAAGGAAGAGUUUGAUCUCAGGAGCAUUAAGAAGGUCAUUGCGAGUAGGUUUUAUCUCUUUUUUAUAGUUGGUUUUGUAGAAACUAACUUUAUAUAAUUUUUGGUAUUAUUGGUUAGUUUUAAGAAACAUUACGUGGAAAUUUAUAGUCUAAGGAAGAUAAUGGGUAUCUAAAGCAAUAUAGAGAGUGUGAAUGGCGGUUUGCAGUAGGCGUUAUGGGUCUUCUUUAUUACUUUUCAUAACCAGGCGUUUAUAUUAUAAUUCGUUUUAGUCGUGAAUGCAGCAGCAGACCUUCGCGAAGCUACGUUUGGAAGACAUCCGACUAGAAUCUUUGAAGUUUUGAAGGAUCCCAAUCUGCAUCUGAAGGUCAACAUCACGCCAGAAUGUUCGGAACGGUACGCUGCUAAUCUGAUUGAAUAUUACUCGGAGCCAGAAGCUCCGUUACUCUACGGUUAUGGUCUUAAUUGUUUGCUUCAACAGGCCGACUUGUUCCUCUGUAAGUUUUGUAGGUAUGAGGAUGUAUUCUUGAGGACUGUUAUGGGUUUUUAUGAAUUUGACAUGUAGGUAUUGUUAGUUUAGGGCAGUUAUUGGCUACAAGGAACUGGAUAUGCUUUGGAAUGACUUUAAACGUUUAGUUCUUUGAGUUCCGGUGUUUAGGUAACAUUAUGCAUGAUUGCUUAUAACAAAUAAUUUCAGUUAGAACCGCUGUCUCGGAAAUGGAUAAAACUUUUAUAGCGACGAUUCUGAGACGAGCAUCGCCUGAUUAUGUGGACGAGAACACUCCCUUCUACCUAAACCAGAUCUUUCUGUUUGACGAGGAGGACUUGGACGACGCGUUUGCUCACUUGGCCAAGCUUGUUGAGGACGUGAAUCAUACGGUGGACGUCGAAAAGAAGAUUGCCCUCCAACGUAGGUUUCAAGACUAAUUAGUUUAAAUUUGUUUAAACUUUGGCAUGCCUAUUUGUUUUCAUGGUUUCCAUUUCAAUUCCAGUGUUCGCCUUGAAUGAAGCCCUUCUCAAAAACAAUCGUAAAGACUUUGACCAGGCUGUGGAGGAGAUAUUGCUCCUAAUCGAUUCCCCGGUCAAGCCCUGUUGCCAGCUGAGCAACGUGUUCAACCUCAUGGACGCCGAACUGAUCAGAAUUUCGGAGGGAAAGAAACAGAAGCGCCUCUACUGUAUGAAGCACGACUUUGGUCUAGGGGAGAUCAGAGUGCAGCAGGUGGACGAAAAUGGCAACGAACAGCUGGUCGUGGGUUCGGCCGAUACUGUAACCGCUAAAUUACAGCCAUGGGCACUGACUUUGGCCGAGUUUCAGGUAGGUCCGGGCUGCUUUAUUAUAUUUUAUAAUUUUAUAGCUUGACUAAAAAUUUUAGAAUCAGUAAUUUAAACUAAACCUAAACUUUUUUAUAAUGCAAUAGAAAUAAUUUGAAAUUCUAUAAACUUUUCGACCAAAAGAACCCUUAAAAUCGAAAUUUGUUGUUAUUAGUAAGCCCGUUAAAUCUUUACUAUUUUUAUAAAAUUGUUACACUUGAAUGGGUUUAGGGAUGCAUCGAGAAGGCCUUGGAGCAAUUCGAAGAUGACAACAUUCUUGUGGACACUCCAGUCACGCAAGCCCUCAAGGCGUUGAAUGAUAACGAAACUCUGUUUGACUUGAGUAAGUAUGAUAUAUUUACGUUACUUGUAGGUGUCUUUGUUACAUAUUAUUUCAUUUAUAUUUUUUUUAUUUUUGAUGAGGAACUGUUUUGGCUUUAGUACCGUAGACAUUGUGAACAAAAACAGCUCUUUGGUUAGUAUUAGACAGUUAAUCCCUUUUACUUUACAUUUUCAGUGAAUUCAGCCUCGCCCUCCCUCGGAUCGUUCAGAAAACUGGUACAGGUUCUUCAGAAGAACUCCAAUAUAUACGAUGAAGAAAUAUGUAAGUUAACCUUUACUCAGAGUAAAAGUUUAUUUUUUAUUUGAAUUUCAUUAUUUUGUAAGGCUGUAUGGUGUAUAUUACAGUAUUGGAAGACUUGAAAACCCAAGCGAGAAAGAUAAUCGAGAGUAACAUGGAAAUGCACCAUCGCCUCAGGGAAACGGAGCAAAGCAUUGGCUUGUUGGUCAAGAACUUCCGCAGUUUAAAUGUAAGUAGGUUAUUACACUAAUAUUUAAUUGUCCGUGGAGUGUAUGGCCAAUGUUUGUCUGAAUAUUGUUUUUGUGACAAUUUGCGUUUGAAUCUUGUUUUUACGCAAUUAACUUAAUUUAUCUGUCAUUUAGAGGCCAGAGGACCCAAAGGCGGUCAAAAAACAAAAGGAUAACAGUGUCAGCGAACCUAAUGUAACUUUGUCGGACACGAGCUUAAUUGAUUGGCCUGAUGAGAAGUUGGCUAGCGACAUUAUGUUGGAGUAAGUAAACAAAUUUGGAUAAAGAUAUAGUUUUGUACUUAUUCUAUAAUAAGAUUUUUGACAAUGUUUUGUAUUCAAGCGUUUAAUGUGAUGAUAAUAACUUUUAGGACAAAAUUGUUGGUGGUCAAGUUGUUGAGAAGCGGACUUGAAGGAGAAACCGUCAAAGAUCUGAUGGAGAACGCCGAGUUCUCUGGAGUUGACGACGACAAUUUGGAAGAGGUGAACGAACUUCAAGCGAAACUCAAUAUGAAUGUCAACUCGUUACUGAAACAAGGCCUUUUGACUAGUACUGGGGACUUUUCUGACAUCCUACGUUCUAUGGCGGAGGUAAGACUGCAACAUUUACCCUUUUAUAUUACAGUAAGGGUUAUGUCAGGGCAAAAAAGUUUGAUAUAUCAUUAUUUGUUGUAUAAAGUUAUCGAAAGUUUUAAAAGUUGUGACUUUAGGACAUUCGGGAAGACCGUGAACGCCGAGAAAGUCGACUGGUCGAGAUCAGGGAUCUUCAGAAUCUUCUUGGCUACAGCGAGAGACAGAAGAAGGAAAUGCAAUCCCAGAUCGAGAUGUACGAAGCAUACGAACAUGGUUGCAUUGAGAGUAUUGUUGGAGGGUAUGUCAAUGUGAAACUAGCUCUACUAGUAAAAGAAUGCUGUUUUUGACAGUUUUCAAGUUGUUGAGGUUUGAAAUCUUGUAAUGGUCAAUUCUUUUUGUAGUAUCCCAUCAAUUGCUUUGGCUGACGAUGGAAGCAGGAAGGUCAAGAAGUUUAUCCAACGCAAACUGAAGGCCGUCGGUAAGCGAGAAGCCAUCUCACUCAACUCUGACAAACUUAUCAGAAAGAAGUUGUUGUUCAUGGACGACCCCACCACACCCAAACAGUAAGUUAACCUUGCGAAUAAUAUACUACUUCAAAACACAUAGAUAAUAGUGUUACAUUCAACGCUUUAUAUAUUUUUAACUAUGCCAGUUUUUUAACGAAUAUCUUUUCAGAGUAUCGAAAUACUCGAUCAAAAUUUCGCCCGCCGACGAAGUUGGCCACUACAAGAUCGAGUGCUACCGUCAGAACAAGUUCGAAACUGCCAAGACGGUGGACUUUGAGAAGUUGCUACGCCGUGAGGACGAAGAAGAAGUCCGCCUUCGAUUCCACGGCCCCCUCGUCUUUAAUUGCUCAGAAUUAAGAAAGUUCAUCGAUCUUAAAUUCCACUACAAGAUUUCCUCAUAA
This is a messenger RNA of Bursaphelenchus okinawaensis, 5316 nucleotides long. Lineage: Eukaryota; Metazoa; Nematoda; Chromadorea; Rhabditida; Aphelenchoididae. The record is from the annotation of a GenBank genome assembly.